Messenger RNA from Mytilinidion resinicola, 1323 nucleotides. RefSeq lists its product as uncharacterized. The record is from RefSeq and is a predicted model, not a curated record. The annotation marks the transcript as partial. The transcript has a single exon. Gene Ontology annotation, molecular function: acyltransferase activity, transferring groups other than amino-acyl groups. NCBI's taxonomy places the organism in Eukaryota, Fungi, Ascomycota, Dothideomycetes, Mytilinidiales, Mytilinidiaceae.
AAAGCAAUGCGGCCACUGACUGAUGAGGAAAGCGACGGAGGGGUUUCGUUUAAGUCGGACAGCAACGGUGACCCCAAUCAUGAUAUUCGCAAGCUUACGGAUUGGGACGGCAAUUGGUUGCCAGCUCCUAUAGAAUGGGAGGGAAGACGUGGCUUUUCGGACCGCAACUUCUCCAGCCGUGUAGAGGGUUGGAUCGUUAAGACAGAGAAGGCCUGCCGAAACCUGGAGAUCAUAGACACAAGCGCUCCCAAAUUUCUGGCUAAAGAUAACGGAGAUGUUGCGCCUAGGGUCUGGAUUCCCCAAACGAUUGAUGCCGAAUCCCCGGGAGCUUUCUGGAGGACCUAUCAGUCACGAGCGCCGCCACCCAUGUCCGAUUUUGAUCCAGACGAGCUUCCUUGGUGGGAGAAGUACGAAUCACCGACUUCGAAUCUGCUGAAGUCUAUCGAGGUUCCCAAUGCAUUUCUGGACCGCGAGGAUCCUACCUACAGCAAAGCACAGCAAGACGACGGUGCUGCGGGAGCAAUCAAGCGACGCGAGCAUCUACUGAAGGCGAAGCAGGCCAGAGCGGCCGCCAAGACAAGACGCCAGCUUGCAGAAAGCAAAGCUGCCGCUAAGAUGUACGCUGAUCACCCGGAACCGCCUGACAACACACUCCAUCCCAAGGUCAAUGUUUUCGUGCGCCCAGCCUAUCCCGCCGACAUGGAGCAAGUCCGGGACAUCUAUAACCACUACGUCAUGCACACCAUUCAGGCCCAGGAGUUCGAGCCGCGUACACGAGCCAAUAUAGUCAACCGCGUCACGGACAUUACCAGCCACGGCCUUCCUUACAUCGUCGCCAUUGACAGAUCGCAUAAAGGUCCCAACGGCGGGCUCAGGCAUCUUCCCGACCGCAUUGUGGGAUUCGCGAAUGCUGAUGACUACGCCUCUGUCGGUUCCAUGUACCGGUUUACCGUUGAGAUGGAGCUCUACGUCCACCCUGACUACAGCCACAAAGGUGUCGGGAGCUGCCUGUUGGACAAACUUCUCGACCUCCUAGACAACGGCUACCGCGCGCGAGGUGGAUACGACUGGUUUGCAAAGCCAGACUACAGAUCAGAUGGCCAGCGUGUCGUGAAGACAGUCAACGUGCAAGUCCCGUACGACCACAACAACAACUACGUCAUUGAAUGGAUCAAACCAUGGCUGAAGAAUUUCGGCUUUAGGGCCGCCGGAGAUAUGCGCGGCAUGGCUUACAAGAACAACACCGUCAUCAAUGUUGCUAUCUUCCAGUUCGCCACGAGCGAGUACAUCGACCCGCGCGAACGUCCGACCAACCCACUGUAA